AAAUAGCACAAUUAUAUCAUGAUUCAUAACCAAAAAUAUUUUUUAAGAAAACAAAUCUAAUCAACUCGGUGUCGCUGAGAGGUGUAAAAGUUCUGAAAUUCUAUCUUUAAGGGAAUAUUAGUGAUUUUGGAAUUAUUUGUAGAAUUUAUACAUCAUUAUGGCUGGUCCUCCAACAUUUAUUGAAUUAUCUCGCGAAGAACAGGCUGUGGAAUUAAGAUCAUAUUUACGUAGUAUUGGUGCCACUUUACAAGAAAAAAAUCCUGAAAAUAUUGAUGAUGAUAUGCAAGAAAUUAUAUCUAAAUGUGAUGUUUGUUUAAAAUCAGAUUUGUCUGAUGCUGAUAUUGAAAGUUUUCUAUGUUCAAUUGUUUCUGUAAUUAUUGGUAUUGGUACAUUGGAAAUAGAGAGUAAAUUAGUUACUUUAUUCAGUCAAAAAUUAUCAAAAUCUGAUGAAGAACGAUACAGUGUUACUAUUUUAAAAACUUUAUGGUUACUGUAUGGAACUGUUGAUCCAAAAUUACCAGCUCGUUUUCAAUUGUACACUGAUAUAAUUGAAGUUGCUAAACGGACUAAACAACUUUUAUUAGUUUAUGAAGGAAUUGACAAAUUAAAUAAAUCACUUCUUUCUAUAACCCAUACAAAAAAGCAAAAGCAAACUCUUCUUAGGCAAUUGCAUAGUGCUUUAAUAGAAAAUAGUCACAGUGAAUUGGCAGCAGAAGUUAUGGUUGAACUUCUUCGAAAUUAUACUGCUGAUGAUGGAAAACAAGCUAAAGAUGAUGCUAAAAGAUGUAUUGUUUCUGCAAUUGCUGAUCCAAAAACAUUUUUAUUUGAACCAUUGCUGAGUUUGGCUCCUGUUGUUACUUUACAAAACACUCCUAUUUAUGAAUUGUUAAAUAUAUUUGUGUCUGGUAGUUUAACUAACUACUUAGAUUUUUAUAAAGGCCAUAAAGAUUUAAUUAAAUCAUUAGGACUGGACCACCAAGCAAAUAUUCACAAAAUGAAAUUAUUAACUGUUAUGAGUUUAGCAGAAGAUUCAAGCAUUAUAUCAUUUGAAACAAUUCAACAACAAGUACAAAUAACUUUGGAUCAAGUUGAGCCAUUUUUGCUUGAAUUAUUUGGAACUAAGCUUGUGCGUGGUCGUAUGGAUCAAGCAGCAAAAAAAGUUAAUAUUUCAAGUACAAUGUAUCGAACAUUCAGUAAACAACGUUGGCAAAUGCUUAGAGAUUCAUUCUUUAGUUGGAGAUCAUGUCUUAGUGUUAUUGAAGAAGGAAUGAAAACAGUUGUGUCAAAUUCCCAGUCAUCAAUAUAAAAAAAAAUUUUGUGUAAGAUAUGUCAAAUUAAAUUGACAUUUAUUAUUAAUAUUUAAAUAAAGAAAAAUAAACUAUUUAAUAUUAAUGGAAA
Molecule: messenger RNA, 1398 nt
Organism: Daktulosphaira vitifoliae (grape phylloxera)
Lineage: Eukaryota; Metazoa; Arthropoda; Insecta; Hemiptera; Phylloxeridae
Gene: eIF3m
Product: eukaryotic translation initiation factor 3 subunit M
Exons: 6
Coding region: 158-1306 (382 amino acids)
Biological process (GO): cytoplasmic translational initiation
Cellular component (GO): cytoplasm; eukaryotic translation initiation factor 3 complex
Molecular function (GO): translation initiation factor activity
Source: RefSeq, a predicted model, not a curated record